AUGAACAUUAGCUGAAGUGAUGUGAAUACGUUCGGAUUACCUCAAGUAAUGUUACAUUUACCUGAGGUGAUGUUACCUUGCCUGAGCAGCAGGAGAUGGGCGACUUCCGAGACAUCAGAGGCUUCUUCACCAAGGCCGAGUGGAGCGAUCUGGCCGAGUGCGAGAAGCGGCGCUACAGGAACAUCAAGCAGAACCACGCCGUCCUGCUGAACCUCGGGAUGAACCCGGCCCAGCCCGAGUUCAUGCGCGCACGCGGCAAGCGCAGGGCGAGGGGGAAUGGAGCGGAGUGCGGGCGGUCGAGCGACUCCGACGAGGAGUGGACGGGGAGGAGGAAGAGGAAGGAGGUGGCGAUGCACGGAGGACGAAGAGGCGGAGGCAAACGUAAAAGGGCGCUUGCAGACCGUGCAGAGACCCCCUGUAGACUUACACAGAGACCCCCUGUAGACCCACUGUAGACUCACACAGAGACCCACUGUAGACUCACGCAGAGACCCCCUGUAGACUUACACAGAGACCCCCUGUAGACUCACACAGAGACCCCCUGUAGACUCACACAGACACCCCCUGUAGACUCACACAGAGACCCCCUGUAGACUCACAUAGAGACCCCUGCAGACUCACACAGAGACCCAUGUAGACUCACACAGAGACCUCCUGUAGACUUACACAGAGACCCCCUGUAGACUCACACAGAUACCUCCUGUAGACUCACACAGAGACCCCAUGUAGACUCACACAGAGACCCCUGUAGACUCACA
Molecule: messenger RNA, 758 nt
Organism: Lethenteron reissneri (Far Eastern brook lamprey)
Lineage: Eukaryota; Metazoa; Chordata; Hyperoartia; Petromyzontiformes; Petromyzontidae
Product: histone-lysine N-methyltransferase PRDM7-like
Biological process (GO): regulation of DNA-templated transcription
Source: RefSeq, a predicted model, not a curated record